This is a messenger RNA of Paramecium sonneborni, 1522 nucleotides long. The record is from the annotation of a GenBank genome assembly. Lineage: Eukaryota; Ciliophora; Oligohymenophorea; Peniculida; Parameciidae.
AUGCCACCUAAAAAAAAAUAAUAACAGGAAGUAGUUGAAUUCACUGAAGCAGAAAAGAAAGCAUUAGAGAAAUUGUAAAUAAUAUAGUCAUGAUAAAUAUAUAGAGAUCAUUCUAAUUUAUUGAUUGAAAUAUAGGUUCUAAAGGAUAGAAUAGAAGAGUUAUAGAAAUAGGUUUAUGAUUUAAAUGAGACAAUAAGGACAAUAAAUGAAUAAAAUGUAAAGUGUCUAAGAGUAUAUUGUAAAGUUAGCUUUAACUCUAAAGAUGGAAUUCGAUAUAAAUAAGAAGGAAAGUGAUUAUAAUGCUCUUUUAUAAUAAUAUGAAGACUUGAAAAAAUAAACAACUGAAGAAAUAGAAUCAAUGAUUUAAAGAAAAGAUGAAAAAAUUAGAUGUAAUUUAAGUUACAUAAUUUUAUUAGAUUUGGAAAAAGAUAAAGCAGAUUUAGAAAUGAGACAUAAAGAUGAAUUAUAAAGAAUUAAUGAAGAAUUAAAAAAAUUAAGUUCAUUUAAGGUAAAUUAAUUUACUAAAAUAAGGAAGAAAAAGAAUAUAUGAUUCGUGAGAUACAUGAUUUAAAAGAAGAGAUGAAUAAAAAGGAUUAUGCACAUUUAGAUGAAUAAAGCAAAGCCAAUAAAAAUUUUUUAAAAUAAACUUAGAACUUAACAAAUGUUAAUAAUGCCAAGAUAGAGGAUGUACAAAGAAAUGCCAAUAAAUUAGCAGAGGAAAAAGUGGCUGCAAAAUAUGAUGGUAUUCUAAAGGAAAAUGAAAAGAUUAAAAGUGAAUUACAAGAAUAUGAAAGAACUUUAUCAAUAUAUUAAAAAGAAAAAGAAACGUUUUAAUAAGAGAAUAUUAAUUAUAAACAAAAUUUAAGUAUUAAAGAGGAAUAAGCAAAAGAGUAAAAAAAAAUUUAAUUUUAAUUUAGAUAUUAAAUGCUUAAUCAUUAAUAAAUUAUAAAGAUAAAGUAAUUGAAAGAAAAGAUAGAAUAUCUUAAGACUUAUAUAGCGAAUGUAUUGUAUUUUCUAAGUUUUAAAGGAAGUGACAAAGUAAACAAAAGAAAUUGAAAUUAUGAAACAUUAAAGUAAUACAAAAGUAUAAGAAUUGGAAAUGUAAUUGCGAAAUUUAAGACAUUUACUUGAUCAAAGAACAAAGGAGUUAAAAACUGUUAAAGCAUUGGCUUAAAUGAUUUUAGAUUAAAGAUCUGAUAUUGAGUAAUUUUUCCUUUAAGCGAUUGAUUAAGUGAAAAAUGAAAUCAAUAAGAAAAAUAAGAAUUAGAAAAAUAGUCGUUUACCAGAAAUAUCAUAAAAAUCUUAAAGUCUCGAAUCGAAUAAGGUUGAUAUAAAUGAUUUGGAUUUAGAAGAAAAAGAAAAGUUAUUGAGAAUUCUGUUUUCAAAAAUGAAUUAAGGUGUGCCACCUACAAAUUGGAAAUCAUAACUUGGUCAUGUAAAUAAUUUAUUAUUUUAUUUAUAGAGUAAAUCAUAAGUUGAUGGUAGUUCUUUUAGAGAUAAUUAAUUUUAAUGAAGAAAAAAG